CGGUCGCGCGCUGAGACAUUCUUGAUCUCAAUCAAGUCGCUCGAAACUUCGCAAUGGCUAGAACCAAGCAAACCGCUCGUAAAUCCACUGGUGGUAAGGCACCACGUAAACAGCUGGCCACAAAGGCUGCAAGGAAAUCAGCACCAGCUACCGGAGGUGUUAAGAAGCCCCAUCGUUACAGGCCCGGCACUGUCGCCCUGAGAGAAAUCCGUCGUUACCAGAAGAGCACUGAGCUUCUGAUCCGCAAACUGCCAUUCCAACGUUUGGUCCGUGAGAUCGCUCAAGAUUUCAAGACUGACCUGCGCUUCCAGAGCUCUGCAGUUAUGGCUCUCCAAGAGGCUAGCGAGGCUUACCUUGUCGGUCUCUUUGAAGAUACCAACUUGUGUGCCAUCCACGCCAAGCGUGUCACAAUCAUGCCCAAAGACAUCCAGCUUGCCAGACGUAUUCGUGGUGAGCGUGCUUAAACAAACUCCUCCCUCUUUGCCCCAAACCAGCUAUCAACGGUCCUUUUUAGGACCAACACAU
Messenger RNA from Biomphalaria glabrata, 525 nucleotides. Its product is annotated as histone H3. Gene Ontology annotation, molecular function: structural constituent of chromatin; DNA binding; protein heterodimerization activity. Bases 54 to 464 code for a protein of 136 amino acids. Gene Ontology annotation, cellular component: nucleosome. The transcript has a single exon. The record is from RefSeq and is a predicted model, not a curated record. Lineage: Eukaryota; Metazoa; Mollusca; Gastropoda; Planorbidae.